GGUCGGCAAUUUCACCUGCCUUGAAAGGUGCUGUUAGAGUGCAGCAAUAUUCCAGCCUAGAUAGAACAAGUGACCUGAAGAGUGUCAUCAUGGGCUUGGCCUCCCUAUCGUAUCUUGGGAGGAUUCAACCAGAUGGCAAUUGUGAAAGUUGGAAGUAGGGUAGACAGUUUAAGCAGAAGACUAGUCAAUUAGUCAAUAGGAUGGCUGUGGUAUCUUGAUGUGUCAGCAAGCCUAACACUACUUUUGUGCUCCCUAAGUCUGUCAGAAAGAGAUUGCCCAGUUUCUCCAAAAUACUGAAGAGGACAGGAGAAACAAGAAAUAGAGCAGACACCAGGAGCAUCUAUAUAAGGAUGAGAGGCAUGAACAAGAUUAGUGCGAAGAGUGUUAGUCUAGCAGAAAGUAAGUUUGAUGUCUAAGGAACGGAGAGAGUUGUCGAGAUCAGAAAGACCGGAAAUGUAGGGAAGGCAAAGGGCAGGAAACUUCCCAGGAGUAGAGAGUUUGGGAGAGAAGAAAGUUGGUGAAGGUUUUGACCAGCCAAGAAGCAAGAGAAUGAGAGAACCUCUAGAGGAUAUGAUAGGACACACCAGAAUAUCAGGUUCAUGGUCAAGUUGGACCGAAACAACAUCGUAAGCUCCUCUCUUCUAUGUGCGGAAUAUUUAUGUAUAGUUCCAGUCACGGUAUUGUGCCUUUUUUUGUUAUUUAUGAAUGGUAUAUUGAUUGAAAUCUGACAUGAUGAGGGAGCUUGCUUAUCCCUCUUUUUUUUCCCAUCAGUUGGCUACAUCACUCCAGGGCAUCACCAGCAUUUUGACCUUGGGUGUGUUCGGGUCUUGAAGCGGACAUAAGUAAUUGGGUGUCCUGUACUGAUUUCACCAUGUCACCAUCAAACAUUGAAGUGCUAACACUCCUGUGUCUGUUCGUAUGGUUGGGUUUGGACGAGAGAAAACACAAGGUCAUUGAUGUAAAUGAGAAAGAGAAGUGGGCCAAGGACACUACCCUUACCCUGUGGGACUCCAACAAGAACAGGUUGUGUGGUGGAGUUAGCUCCAUUUGUGUAUACAUACUGGCUUCUAUUGUUAAGAUAAGAUUUAGGUAAUCAAGAGUGUGUCCUCUGACCCCAUAAUGUUCGAGUUUUAGGUGGAAUAGGUCAUGGUCAACUGUAUCAAAAGCUUUUCAAAGGUCUAUGAAAAGUCCCAGGGGAAUUUCAGUGCUGAAUAUAUUAAUUUAACCCUUUCAGGGUCCAAGGCCAAAAUCUGAAGGGGUGCCCCAGUGUUCAAGAAAUUUUGAAGAAAAAAAAAAAUUGUUUCUUACAGAAUUAAAGAUAAUUUUUUUGUGAAGGCAAUAACACACAAAAAAAAUUCUGACCAGUACUUACCGAGAUACAGCGGCGGGAAGUUGACCCAAAAUGACCGGGUGGCGGCAAUAUCAGCGACUUCCGCAAAAUCGCAUUUUUUUAUUUUAUGUUUUUUAUACUUUUUUCUUUUUUCUAAUUAUUUUCUUUUUCUAGUAACAUUUGUGGCCUGUGAGAUGAAUAUAAUGUAUAUUGUAUAAGAGUACACUCGUUUAACACAAUAACUGCACUAAUAAGUUUAUCAUUAUAUUGCUUACAAAACUUGUUUACAAGUUUAUUGUAGAUGAAUGGUUCAGAGAACCGACAUGUUGUUGAAUUAGACACAUGUGCAACUCUUGGGUAUCUUUAUUGAGGAAACGUUUCACCACACAGUGGCUUCAUCAGUCCACACAAAGGAGAAACUUGAAGAACAGGAGGAGAAUGAGGUAAUCAGUCCCUCAGCCUUGAGUUGAUGUGGUCAGUCCUGUUCUUCAAGUUUCUCCUUUGUAUGGACUGAUGAAGCCACUGUGUGGCAAAACGUUUCCUUAAUAAAGAUACUCAAGAGUUGCACAUGUGUCUAAUUCAACAAGUUUAUUGUAAAUAAAGUGAUGAAAAUAUUAGUGCAGUUAUUGUGUUGAAUACGACUGUACAAUAUAGUACUAUAUGGUACAAUGGUGCCAUAGGGUGCAAUGGUACCAUGUGGUACAAUGGUACCAUAUGUUAAAAUAUGGUACAAUGGCACCAUAGACUCUUUUCAAAAGCCACUUAAUAACCCUAGACUAAAUGCUAAAUAUUCAAUACACACAUACUCACCUAUGUACUCCCACAUCAUAACUUCAACAAUCACUUGGAACCUCUUAUCCAUUGUUGACAGGAAUAUAAUUGAACCAUUGUUUUUCACAAUAAGCAUUUUAGACUAUAUGAAUAUAUCCUUUGUCUUAUACAAAUUUAAUUCACUUAUAAUUAAUAACCUACUGUUCAACUAUGAAAUAACUGCUGUCCUACUGUAUCAACUAUGAUAAAAUCCUUAGUAUUAAGUAGUCUGUAAGCCAAUAAUGUUAAGUUGGCCCAUAAUGCCUAGGCAUAAUAGAGGCUCACUUUGCAUUGCAACCCACUAUUGUAAAUAUAAAAUCUCAAUAUACUGUUUGCAAAGACAUAAAAUAAAUAAAUAUGAUACAAUGGUACCAUAUAGUAGAAUAUGGUACAAUGGCACCAUAUGGUGCAAUGGUACCUUAUCAUUCCAUAUGGUGCAAUGAUACCAUAUGGUUCAUUGUACCUAUAUGGUACUGUUGUAUUCAACACAAUAAUAUUUUCAUCAUUAUUUCAUUUACAAUAAUUGUUCACAACAAAAAUAUGCAAAAAUGUUGUAUAUUCGUAAUGUUCUAUUAUAUACAGUGGUCCCCCACUUUUUGUAGUUCCCGGCAAUCGUAAAAUUCGCCAAUCAUAGAGGUAUUUUCGUAUAAACAUGGACUCGCUUUUCAUAGGUUGACUCGCGAGUCGUAGUUCGUCCGGGACGCGUACCCACGGCGUGAGCCAGGGCGGCAGCCAGUCUGGCAUUGUUUACCAGUGAGCGAAGGUCCCCUCACGUGCUUCAGCGAAAUAUUUCAUAAUAUUCCAUUUAUUUUAGUGCUUGCAAGUACUAAAUAAGCUACCAUGGCUCCAAAGAAAGCUCCUAGUGCCAAGCCUGUGGUAAAGAAGGUGAGAAAUACGAUUGAAUUUAAGAAAACCAUCAUUGAACAAUAUGAAAGUGGUACAAGUGUGGCCGAACUGUCCAGGAUGUAUAAGAAACCCUACACAACCUUAUGUUCCAUAGUGGCCAAGAAAAAUGAAAUAAAAGAUGCUGUUGUUGCAAAGGGAGUAACUAUGCUGACAAAAAUGAGAUCACCAGUACUGGAAGAGGUUGAGAAGUUGUUAUUGGUGUGGAUAAAUGAGAAACAAUUAGCAGGAGAUACUCUUAUGACUUCGUUUAUUUGUGAAAAGGCUAGGCAGUUGCAUGAAGAUUUGGUAAAGAAAUUGCCUGCAAAUAGUGGUGAAGUGAGUGAAUUUAAGGCCAGCAAGGGCUGGUUUGAGAGAUUUAAGAACCGUACUGGCAUACACAGUGUGGUAAGGCUUGGUGAGGCUGCCAGUUCGGACCACAAGGCGGCUGAAAAAUAUGUGCAUGAAUUCCAGGAGUACAUAGAGGCUGAAGGACUGAAACCUGAACAAGUGUUCAAUUGUGACGAAACAGGCCUCUUUUGGAAGAAAAUGCCAAAGAGGACCUUCAUUACACAAGAGGAAAAGGCAAUGCCAGGACACAAGCCUAUAAAAGACAGGCUGAUGCUAAUGUUCUGUGCUAAUGCUAGUGUACCAUUCUGAAAAUCCCAGAGUGUUCAGGAAAAACAAUGUUAUGAAGAGUAAACUGUGUGUGUUUUGGAAAUCUAAUAGUAAGGCAUGGGUCAUGAGGGAAAUUUUCGUCGAGUGGUUCAAUGAAGUGUUUGGCCCUAGUGUGAAGGAGUAUCUCCUGGAAAAGAAAUUGGAUCUCAAGUGCCUGCUAGUAAUGGACAAUGCACCUGCUCAUCCUCCAAACUUGGAUGACCUAAUUUUCGAGGAGUUUGGGUUCAUCACAGUAAGGUUCUUGCCCCCAAAUACCACUCCUCUCCUCCAACCCAUGGACCAGCAGGUUAUUGCAAACUUUAAAAAAGUCUACACAAAAGCAAUGUUUCACAGGUGCUUGACCGUGACCAGACACUCACUUGACCCUAAGGGAAUUUUGGAGAGAACACUUCAGCAUCCUCCACUGCAUAACCCUUAUAGGUAUGGCUUGGGAGGGAGUGACUACCAGGACUUUGAACUCUGCCUGGAGAAAAUUGUGGCCAGAUUGUGUCGACAUGAGGGAUUUUGAAGAAUUUGGGACUGACCCUAAUGAGCCUAUGUCUGUUGUAAAAUCAAUUGUGGCACUGGGGAGUUCCAUGGGGUUGGAUGUGAGUUUGGAGGAUGUGGAAGAAUUGGUGGAAAACCACAAUGAAGAGCUCACCACUGAGGAGCUGCAAGAACUUCAGCAGGAAGAGCAACACAUCGCAGCUCAGAAUCUUGCUGCAGAGGAGGAGGAAGAGAGAUGGAAGAAGGUGCCUUCUUCAGAAAUUAGAGAGAUUUUUACUAUGUGGGGUAAGAUGGAAAGCUUUAUGGAGAAACAUCACCCUAACAAGGUUGUUGCAAGCCAGGUUAGCAACAUUUACAGUGACAAAGUCUUGGGCCAUUUUAGGGAAGUGUUAAAGAGAUGCCAGAAACAGAGCUCUCUCCACAGUUAUUUUGUGAGACAGGACUCCAGUGACUCUCAAGGUGGUCCUAGUGGCAUUAAGAAACAGAGAAGAGAAGCAACCCCAGAAAAGCAAAUGGUACCUGAGGUGUUGAUGGAAGGGGAUUCCCCUUCCAAACUGUAAACAAUCCACUCUCUGUCCUCCUCCAGUCUCCCAUACACUAAGAAGAAUCUCCAAUAAAGGUAAGUGUUACGCUGUUAAUGUUUCAUUCAUCAUUUCCCAUUGUAUUGUUUAUGUGCUACAUGCAUAUUUCAUGUUAAAAAAUUUUUUGUUUUAAUACUUCUGGGUCUCAGGAACGGAUUAAUUGUAUUUACAUUAUUUCUUAUGGGGAAAAUUGAUUCGUAAAUCGUAAAUUUCGUUUAUAGUAAUGGCUCCAGGAACGGAUUAAUUACGAACAACGAGGGACCACUGUAUUUACAAAUGUACAGCCACUCGACAUGUUCCUUGAGGUGGAUGACAAAGAUCUUUGUCUUGGAAACUGCCGAGUCACUAGCUAGCUUGCGUCGCCACUCACUCAGUCUUGGCUGGUGUCUCGUGGCAUCAACACCACCUAUUGACUAUAUGGUACAUGGUAUCAUAUGUUACAGGGUACCAUAUGGUACACUGUACUAUAUGGUAUAAGAUACCAUACAGUACAGGAUACCAUAUGGUGCAGGGUACCAUAUAGUGCAGGGUACCAUAUGGUGCAAGGUACCUUAUGGCACAAGGUACCUUAUGGCACAAGGUACCAUAUGGCACAGGAUACCAUACAGUACAGGACACCAUAUGGUGCAGGGUACCAUAUGAUACAGGACACCAUAUGGUACAGACACAGGGAUCCCUAUGGAAAUAAGUCACCUUGACUUUUUUGGGUUAUCCUAGGAUUUUAUACAUAUGCUGCUAUGUAUGAUAAUCUAUGUAACUGUAUUUGUGUACACCUGAAUAAACUUACUCAAGCACAUGUGGCAUUGUAAGUUUAUUUAGGUAUACACAAAUAAAGUAACAUCGAUUAUCAUACUUAGCAGCAUAUGUUUGGAGAACCUAGGAUAAUCCAAAAAAAAGUCAGACAGAUUCAUUUCCAUUAGGGUCCCUGUACCAUAUGGUACCAUUGUAC
Messenger RNA from Cherax quadricarinatus, 5716 nucleotides. NCBI's taxonomy places the organism in Eukaryota, Metazoa, Arthropoda, Malacostraca, Decapoda, Parastacidae. The record is from RefSeq and is a predicted model, not a curated record.